AUAUAUAUAUAUAUACAUGUAUAUAUACAUAUUGUUUUUUAAUUAUAUGUGAAAUUUAUCAUCAUCGUAAAAUUAUGGCACAUUUUUCGAGUGCUAAUGAUGACAACGAUGUGCUUGUUAAUGAAAUUGAAAUUUUAUUUCCAGAAAUCGCAGAGGACGAUAAAAUAAAAACGGCUGAAUUUUUGAAUGCAGCACGAGGCAUUGUGCGAAUUGUUGAAAAACUUGGCAAAGUAUUCGCACCAGUUAAAUAUGAUAUUAAUGGAAACAUUGACAAACUCGAAACAAGAUAUGCAACGAAUAAAGAAAAAAAUGUAAUUCUACAAGACAUGAUUUUAAUUGAAAAAGCUACCGAGACUAAUUUAAUCGCAACGGAUGCUUUAUUAUGGUUAACAAGAGCGUUACACAUGAUUUUACUUUUUUUCGAGAAAAUUGUAGAAGAUGCUAAAACAGCUACACCAACAGAAGAUCUAGUUGCAUUUUUAAAAAAAUCUUAUAAAGAAGCUUUAGAACCAUAUCAUGGUUGGAUGGCACAACAACUUUUUGAUCUACUUUCACGUAUGGUUCCUACACGUUUACAACUUUUACAAGCACUUACCAAUAAACAAAAUAUUGAAAAUGAUAUUGUUAUCAACAAUAUAGAAACAUAUUUAAUACGUUUACGAAAAAAUGUAUCAGUAAUACAGUUAUUUUAUAGAACUCAUAAUCUUGAUAGCUAAUCAUGAUAUAAGACAUAAUUAAUUAAAUAGACUUAUAUGUAUUAGGUAUUGCAUUGAUUAGAAAUUUUUACAAAACAAAAAAUCAAAACAUUUGUAUUUUAAUAUAAAAAUUACUUGUAAAUGUACUUAUUCUAUAUAUAAUUAUAAAAUUAUUUUAGAAGAUAAAUUACCGUCCAUCAUUUGUACGUAUACCGUAUAAAUGCAUUAAAUAAAAUACUUUAGCAUGAUGAUUUGCCAAAUUUUUUAAAGCAAUCAUACCUGUAAUAAUUUCAAUAAAAAGAAGGCAAACCAUAAA
Molecule: messenger RNA, 1011 nt
Organism: Apis dorsata (giant honeybee)
Lineage: Eukaryota; Metazoa; Arthropoda; Insecta; Hymenoptera; Apidae
Product: glycolipid transfer protein
Exons: 5
Coding region: 75-716 (213 amino acids)
Biological process (GO): ceramide transport; intermembrane lipid transfer
Cellular component (GO): cytoplasm; cytosol; membrane
Molecular function (GO): ceramide 1-phosphate transfer activity; ceramide 1-phosphate binding
Source: RefSeq, a predicted model, not a curated record